Molecule: messenger RNA, 5839 nt
Organism: Rhipicephalus sanguineus (brown dog tick)
Lineage: Eukaryota; Metazoa; Arthropoda; Arachnida; Ixodida; Ixodidae
Product: phospholipid-transporting ATPase ABCA3
Exons: 26
Coding region: 1-5727 (1908 amino acids)
Biological process (GO): transmembrane transport; lipid transport
Cellular component (GO): intracellular membrane-bounded organelle; membrane
Molecular function (GO): ATP hydrolysis activity; ABC-type transporter activity; lipid carrier activity
Source: RefSeq, a predicted model, not a curated record
AUGGGUUUCUUCGAGAACUCGCUGGCCGUGGUCUGGCGCCGGUUGUACCUGCAGACUGUCAGGCGCCGCGCGAUCCUACUGGCUAUCGAGGUGGGCUUCGUCAUCGUCAGCUUCGCGGUCAUACUCAAGUACGACCAUGUUGACCCCAGCACGGUGAAAAAACUUGACAAGCGCCAAGAUGUAGCCUUGGCUCCCGAUGACCCCUUCUUCGGUGACGACGGUAGUGCGAUCACGGCACGCGAAUGGCAGGUCGUGUACGGACCCGAAACUAACUACACCCGCAAAAUUGUCGACGGCAUUGUGAAAGCACAAGGGCAUCCACGCCAACACAUCACGGACAACGGUAACGAGUUUCCCCGACCGUCCAACGGCAGUGACGUCGGUCGCUCGCGGCGCAUAUACCGGCGCCUCGUCGUGGGUGAAGGCACACGAGCUCCCCCCCCUGACGCCGUCGAAGAUGCGCACGAUGUUCCCGAGUCAUGCUUGCAGGCCAUCGUUGACAGACACUGGAGUGGCUUGGGCGGCUAUAGUACCGGUAGAUUACCGGCUUACGAUAUCGCGUGCGUGCAGUUUUGGAACUCGGAGCAAGAGAGGGUGAAUGGAAGCCUGUCCUACAGUCUCGUCUAUUACAUGCCCCCCGAGGAGCUGCCGCCAGAGACGUCGCCGCUGGACGUGGCCAGUUACCUGGCCGGCUACACGGCAGAGGGACCGGUCGUCAACGACACCCGACGACGAUUCAUAGACCUGAUUUUGGCUGCGCAGACCACAAUUGACGAGGUGCACAUGAACAUACAAGGCGAGACUAGAAGGGCUGCUCGUGAGCCAGCGGUAAUGGUCACCUACCGUUCAAUGCCCAUGAAGCCGCCUUUCCUGGACGUGCCCCGCUACCGGAACGGAUUCUUCUUUGCGCUGUCUCUAGCGUUCUGCCUGCCGCUGGUGUGGAGGAUCAGCGAGAUCACCAACGAGAUGGAGUCGGGUCUCAAGGAGCACCAGAGGCUCAUGGGCCUGACGUCGGCACAAUUCUGGACGGGCCACUUUCUCUCUGCGUUCAUGGUGGCCCUCCUGGAAGGAAUCUGCACCAUGCUCGUCAUCUACUUCAGCGUCGAAGACUUCCCCCCACCCGCGGGUUUGAACCCGAAGCAGCCGAGGUACGCCUGGAUCGCCUUCCAGGCCGAGGAUAACGACGACCCGGAGCAGAAUGACCAGGACAAACCGGCGCGGUACAAGGCCGUUAGCCUGGACUUCCUGGACGUACCCUACGUACAGCACGCGGACGUGAUGCUGCUUCUCGUCAACCUCCUGAUUUUCCACGUGUCGCACACGACGCUCGCAGUGCUCGUCGCAUGCGUGGUUCCCGUCGGACGAUGGGCGAUGCUGUUGGGGUUUGGGGUGUAUUUCAUCCUGCCCAUUUGCGACGCCGACAACUUCAGCUUCCUGUCGGACGUGCCGUUGAGCGACUACCUGGUGGAAGACCGAUUUAGCAAGCUGCGAAAGUGCAUCUACCCAAACUAUGCCAUGGCUACCGUGAUGAAGAUCAUUUGCAUCUUUGCCGAUUUUGAAUUGGACGCUGGCUGGAGCGUGGUCGACCAGUUCGCGCUGGGCUGCGACAGCGUUACCAUAAUCGAGGUGUGGGCAGUGAUGGGGCUCGUGAUCCUGGCUGCUGCCGUCCUCAUUUGGUACCUGUCGCACGUGCUACCUUGGACCAACGCCUCGCCCGAGAAAAUAUACUUCCCACUGCUGCCGAGCUACUGGUGUCCACAUCCAUACAACAUGUGCUCGGUGACGAAAGGGGAGCCACUUAACGCUGAUCGCUUCGAAGCCCUGCCGACGACACCGGCUGUCGUGGAGUGCAAGAACUUGGUCAAGAAUUUCGGUGGCCUGGCCGCACUGGACGGAGUCAACCUGUCGGUUCACAAGCAUCUCGUGACUGUCUUGCUGGGGCACAACGGAGCCGGAAAGACUACGCUCAUGAGCAUACUAACAGGAUUGGUUCAGCCGAGCGGAGGUUCAGCAACAGUCGCUGGCUGGGACAUCAACACCGAGGCUGCACGACGUGAAGUUGGCUUUUGUCCUCAGAAAGACAUCUUCUUCGACGACUUGACUGUCGAAGAGCACUUGGAGUACUUCGCGGUGCUAAGAGGUGUGGACGAUCCUUCCAAGCGAGUGGAGACUCUACUAAAAACUCUGCGGCUGACGGACAAGGCCUCGCAAUAUCCAGCGGAACUGUCCGGAGGCCAAAGGCGGAAGCUGAGCGUUGCGGUGGCGCUUGUGUCGUCACCACAGUUGCUCAUUCUCGACGAGCCCACAUCAGCCAUGGAUCCUGAGACGAGGCGAUACUUCUGGAAACUCAUUGGACGCUUCAGGGGACAAAGGACUGUGCUCAUCUCGACGCACGACAUGGAGGAGGCGGAUGCACUUGGCGACAGGAUCGUCAUCAUGCACAGCGGAAAGGUCAUCUGCAGCGGUUCGACCAACUUCCUAAAGAUUGCCUGCGGAGUGGGCUACAAGCUCAACGUUGGCAAGGCUCGACAGGGCUUUCAUAUCGACAGCCUCAUGCAGCUCGUGCGUCAGACGGCGCCUCUUGCAGCAGUGGAGGACGAGCGCAUCGGUGACGUAACCAUCGCCCUGCACACCUUCAACUGCGCCGGAUUCGAGAACAUGUUCCGCCAGUUAGAGCACGGCGCCCGCAGGCUGGGAAUCACGGGCGUCGGUGUCACCGUCUCAACCAUGACGGACGCCUAUCUGAAAAUAAGCAAUGACUAUGCCGCGGAACAGAAGCGCCUGAGAAAAGAGAAAGAAAAAAAAGGGGCCAGUAAGCCGCAAACACCAACGUCUCCGAAAGGUGAUGCUAACGUGCCGGCGUCCCCUAGCAGACCGACUUCUCCAGCUGAUGUACCGACCCCUGGAGUGCCACCUGUACGAGGAGUGCCACCUGUGCCAGCGGCGCCACCUGCACUAGCUGUUCCACCUGUAGUAGAGCUUCCACCUGUAGUAGCAGUGCAACCUGCAGUACUAGCAGUAGCACCUAUACCAGCGUCAGGCGCUGCCUGCCUCGGCACUGUGGCCAAGCUGCCUGUUCCCGCAGCCGCUGCUGGAAUCGCUGGCAAGCCGAUCGUGCAAUCACCGCUCAAACCGGGCGGCAACCAGGGCGCUGCAGCCAAGAAGCCGGAUCCCGAGCCUCCAGCCGCGAUUCCUGGAUCGCCCCCUAAGGUCGCUAAGAAGACCGGGCCGAAGUUUACCCUGAGUCCAGACGACUUUCAGAAAUUCCACGCCCUGCUUUCCAAGCGCUGGUGCUACUUGGGCCGAACGCGUUUCCUGUUCUUCACCGGCUGGCUACUUCCGAUCGCGAUAGCCUACGUGGCCACCACCACACUGACGGCACAGCGGGUGGAGGAUGUCGGGGAGCAGCAGCCACGCAACAUCGUCCUCACUGCCACCGCGCAAUUCGGUGACGACGUGCGCGCCUUUCUGAGCGAGCCGAAGGAGACGAAUGCGUCGAGCGACUACCGGCUGCUCAUGUACAACCAGGGCGUCGCCAUAGAUGCUCUCGAGGACCCAAUGGAAGAGCUGCUUGGUGCCCUGGAAGAUAACUACCUCGAGUACGCUACUGCCUAUCCUUUUGGAGCCAUUAUCAACUCUUCGACCCUUACUGAAGCCUGGUACAACCCCACAAGCAUGAUGAGCCUGCCUGUGCUGAACAACCUGAUGCACACCAUUCAGCUGAGGACCACAUCCGGCCGGCGCGAUCAGCGCAUCAGCACCGAGCUUAAGCUUUACGCGUUGCCCAACGAAGUGCUGAGAACUACGGCUGCGCGCCGUCGCCACGAGGAGGCCCUGGGGCAGCUGCAGCUCGCCGUGCAGCAGGCGUGGAUCUAUUGGGGCUGCAUGGCCACAGUUAGCAUGGGCCUGAUCAUAUCCUCGUUCGUGGUGUUCCCCGCAGCCGAAAACCACAGCGGGGCUCGCGGUCUGCAACUCAUGACGGGCGUUUCGGGCUGUACCUUUAUGUCGGCGCACUUCCUGUUCGACCUCGCCUUCUACCUGGUCCCCAUGGCUGUCAUUUACGGAGUGUUCGCGUUCAUUCAGCACCUACGCUUUGAGACCAUAGUGGCUCUCGCUGCAAUCGUGCUGUCGUUCGCUCCGAGCGGCAUAAUGCUGCCUUACUUGGUGACGGAGCACAUAGAAUCCGAGGGGACUGCGUACUCCAUCGUAGUCGGCCUAUUCGCUGUAGGAGGGCCUGCGGUCUUCCUGUUCUACAUGACUAGUUUGCCGGCGCUGAACAGCCAGGUGUUGCGCGUGCCUCUGCUCUUCCUUCCGCCCUUCUUGCUCGGCGCCACCACGAUACAGGCUGUGAGCCUCGACUACGAAGCGAACAUGUGCGAGCUGUUACGCCUGCGACCGAAGCUGGACGACUUGAUCAUCGGCGUGUGCGACGACAUGCGCCUGCUCGGAUCGGGCAUCGUCCACUGCUGUAAAAUGUUGGCGGCUCGCCAGGACGCCAAAGAAGAACCGUGGUCGAUGAUCGGGCCCUUCUCCUGGUCAUGGUACAGCAUCGUCGGCGAGCUGCUGCUCAUGCUGCUACUGGGCGCAGUGCUGUUCUACAUCGCCUCGCGUGGCGUGUCAGGAGAGUUCGGCUACGAGAACAAACUACAAGACCUGCACACGCCCGCGCUGGACGACGACGUGGACGCGGAGAAGAAACUGGUGAACACCGUGUGCCGGGAGAAGCGCUUCGCAGAAUACGCGAUGGUGGCGCGCAACCUGCACAAGUUCUUUGACAAGUUCUACGCGGUGCGCGGCAUCUACCUGGCCCUUAAUCCCGGCGAAUGUUUCGGCCUCGUGGGCGUCAACGGUGCCGGCAAGACGACCACCUUCCAGAUGCUGGCCGCUCUCAUCGAGAUGACCGACGGCAACGCGUACACGAAGACAUUGGUCCUGUCCAAGGCUCCUCGGCAGUGGCAAGCCCGCAUCGGCUACUGCCCUCAAAGCGACGCGCUUCUCGGCAAGUUGAAUGCGUUUGAGACGCUGUUCAUGUUCGGCCGACUACGCGGUGUACCGGAAAGACCACUGUCGGUAAUGGUUUCCCAACUAAUUGCCAUGGUCGACCUGUCGGAGCAUGCCUCCAAGCCCUGCGAGUACUACAGCGGAGGCAACAAACGCAAGCUGUCCAUUGCGGUGGCCGUGGUGGGCUUCCCUCCCAUCGUCCUCUUGGACGAGCCUUUCGCUGGCGUCGAUGUCGUCUCGCGCAACCACAUACGUCAGGCCCUCGUCAAGCUGAAGAACUCCACCAAAACAGCCUUCAUCUUAACAACUCACAACAUGGAGGAGUGCGAGGUGUCGUGCGACCGCAUCGGCAUCAUGGUCAAAGGUCAGAUGACCUGCCUCGGCCCGCUGCAGCACCUGAGGCAAAAGUUCGGUGGUGGUCUCACCCUGAAGUUCAGGCUGCCCGAUGGCUCGCCGGUCGACACCGAGCAACUGGACAAGGCUGUCCUUGAGGCGUUUCCAGGAGCGAAACGCUUGGACACUCAAGACCGCCUGCAGAAGGUGGCAGAGUACCGUCUGAAGGAGCGUCCAGCCUGGAGCACGCUGUUCCACAAGAUCGCUGCCCUGCGGAGGGCGUUCACCUUCGAGCACGUCAUCGCCGCAGACGCCAACCUGGAGCAGCUCUUGGUUACCUUCGCGCGCAAGGCUCGAGCAGAGGCCAAGCUCGAGCCGAAGGACGAGAACUGAGCUCGGUGGCGCUCUCACCACGCCGGGUCUACAAAUAUUUUUGGAGAAAUUGAACGUUUGCGCGUUGAACCCUGUUUCCGAGUAUUGGAUGAAAAAUAUUUCUCUGAACGUA